Messenger RNA from Colletotrichum higginsianum IMI 349063, 462 nucleotides. RefSeq lists its product as uncharacterized. Lineage: Eukaryota; Fungi; Ascomycota; Sordariomycetes; Glomerellales; Glomerellaceae. The record is from RefSeq and is a predicted model, not a curated record. The transcript is spliced from 2 exons. Bases 1 to 462 code for a protein of 153 amino acids.
AUGGAUUGGCGUGCCUCUCUUCUUGGCAGCGCAACCACAAGAGAGAAGGAGGAAAAGCAAGCCCAAAGCCAGCCGCAACGGGUCUUUCUUUUCCUGAUCCCCUAUCCUUUCCAGACGGUUGUUCUGCUCCCCAGUGAGCGCCCCCGCGGCAGCCGUUUCUUGCUGACAUCGGGAGGCUGGAAGCCACCCCCGGAAGGGAAGAGAAAUGGGUUCAUUUCAGGCUUUGAAAAGCUACGAGUUCCAAUAACCCUGCGUGUGGUUUUAAUCGGCUCGGGAGCGGCUCAAAUGUUUCAGAGCAGCGGUCAGGCUGCGACCACCCAACCGAACGGUUUGCGAAGCAAGGUGCUGCCUGCGAGGUCUCGACUCUGGCCGCCCAUUCCUCUGCCGGUUCGGGACCUCAAGGUGACGACGGGAGAGCUGUGGACCAUGGACGAGGUUGAGAUCGAGUGCCUUGCAUGCUAA